This is a messenger RNA of Corticium candelabrum, 3398 nucleotides long. RefSeq lists its product as uncharacterized. The transcript has a single exon. Lineage: Eukaryota; Metazoa; Porifera; Homoscleromorpha; Homosclerophorida; Plakinidae. The record is from RefSeq and is a predicted model, not a curated record. Bases 1 to 3324 code for a protein of 1107 amino acids.
AUGGCUGCAGACGUUACCUUGGGUUCUGCUAGUCGUGCUGAGAGCUCGGCUCCUGGAUCGCUGUUGUGUCCUUUAUGCGCUUCACAGUUCUCUAGCAGCAAUAUGUUGUGGCAACACGUUAAUUUGGAGCACGCGAGUCGCCUUGAUUUUCCCUCUGCUUCGUUCUUGUCUGCCAACGGCAGGAAAGUGUGUUCAUCCUGUGGUUUCUCCUACUCUGGUCACUGGAAACUAUGCCGACGUUCUCAGGGUCAGGGUCGUCCACGUUGCGGUGGUGUAAUGGUUAAUCCUGCUACUUCGUCGUGGUAUUCAAAGCCUGUUGUUGGCGCUCGUGAUUCGGUUGAAACGGGCGCUGCUGUUGCUGUUGAAGAAACUUCUGCAUCGGUGGGAGGUGGCUGUCUCCCUGUCCUUGACUCUGUUGAGUCAAGCGGUCUCAGUGAAAGUCUUCGACCUAGUUGUGAUUUGGUUCUAGAGGCUGUCAAGGCGGCGGAGUGCCUCGCUUGCCCCGCCCAUCUGGAGUCUGAUUUGUUUGAGGCCCUCAUGCUGGAGAUUUCCUCUUUGCCGGUAAAGACUGUUGGUCAUGUCCCGCGUUCAAUUCGCCCUCUUCUUUCUCAGGUUCUUGGUGUUGAACUUAAACAUGCUUCUGAUAAUGGUUUGUGGGGUUUUGCUCGCCUACAUAUGUUCCCAAAGGCAGUGUUGAGAUGUCCUCCUCGUGCAGGGAAGAAGAAACGUUAUGUGGUGAAAGCCUUGUUACAUUCACGACUAGAGAAAUGGUUGUCAGGAGAUUUUGUUUCACUUUGGACUGAAGUCAGAUUGGAAGCAGCACAUCGACCUGUAGUGUCUUCAAAGAAUGUCUCUGUCACUCAAAGUAAUGUCAAACGUGCGUUGGCAAUAGCUAGAGAAGGAAAUUUUUCUAAAGCAGUGCAAUGUCUUGGUUCUUGUGGUACUGCUGCACACAAUGAUACCCAGGCCCUUGAAGAGUUACUGCAGCGUCAUCCUCAACACGUUCUUCCAGAUUGGAAUGACGACAUUCCUCCUCCACUUACUGUCUCUUCAGAGUCUGUACUCUCUGCUUUACAUGACUUUCCCAAAGCGUCUAGUCCUGGAGCUUCGCAGUUGCAUUGCCAGCACCUAUUGGAUGCCACUGAUGGGAAUUCUUCACCGUUAUCUAAAGAUUGCCUUGACAGAUUGACUCGCUUGAUUUGUUUUCUUUUGUCAGGCCAGGCUGACUCUCGCAUUGCUCCGUGGCUUUCUGGUGCACCUUUGACUGCUCUUCUCAAGAAACAAGGUGGUAUACGCCCGAUUGCUGUUGGAGAGGUCUUACGUCGCCUUACGAGUCGCCUUUGUUGCUCAGCAGCGAGAUCUGCCUCGUCAGAUGUUUUCCUUCCGUACGGUCAAGUUGGCGUCGGUAUUCGUGGAGGUUUGGAAGCUGCUGUUCAUUCGCUAUCAGCUAUCAUUGAUUUGCGUGGAAAUAAUCCUGAUCUCUGUUGCUUGAAGGUGGAUUUCAGAAAUGCUUUCAAUGAAUGUCGUCGUUCUUCUUUCCUUCAUCGAUUACAAAGGGAUUUCCCUUCAAUAUUUGCUUGGGCUCAGUGGUGUUACCACUGUGAAGGACAGCUACGUUUCGGUAGUCACUGUAUCAAAUCAUCAGGAGGAGUACAGCAAGGCGACCCUCUUGGUCCGCUCCUUUUUUCUCUGACUCUCCUGGAGUUGUUGGACGAUAUUGAUUCCACACCUGACAUCAACCUUCAGGUAUGGUAUUUGGACGACGGAACUAUUGUUGGUCCUCGUAAGGCGGUUUCUUCCCUCCUGGAUAGCUUGUCUGUAAAGGGUCCUUCCCAUGGAUUGAUCCUUAACUUGGAGAAGUGCGAAGUCUUCUGGCCCUCUGGAGAUAUUUCGUUUCCUGAGUUCCCGGAUAGUGUUCAAAGAGUGCAAUGCAUUUCUGGUGGAGCAGAGUUUUUAGGCUCUCCGGUAUUUGGAUCAGAUGCUUUUUAUGAUGCCACUUUUGGCAGGAAAAUUGACAAAAUUCUGUCAUGCCAAAGUCGUCUGACGGAUCUAGAAGACCCGCAGGUGGAGUUACACCUACUUAGAAGUUGCCUGAGCUUGUGCAAGGUUAAUCACCUUCUUAGAACAGUUCCGUCAGAGAAAGUAAAAUUUCAGCUCGAGAGGUUCGACAGCGAGUUGCGAAGCAGUCUGGAGGUGAUUUCUCGCUCAUCUGUAUCUGACGUCGCGUGGAAACAGGCCACAUUGCCAAUCCGUCUCGGUGGUUUGGGUUUGAGAGAAACCUGUAGAACUUCCGCACUCGCUUUCGUAGGCAGUUGCAAUUUUACACGGGAUUUGAGUAUUCGUCUCUUGGGGUGUGCUAAGCCACCUGUUUUGAGGAGCAGUGAAGGGCCAAUCACUAAUCCUGAUGUUCCAGAUCUGCUUUUCCCAGGUGAGGUAUCGUCUCGUGAACAGCUGCUGUCUACUCUCCUGUCUACCGCUGAUGUUGACCUCGGUGGAGCAAGUCAACAUGAUUUGCAAGAGAUUUUCGACAAGUCACUUUUAUCUGACAUUAAGAACUCAGUCAGUAUACGCGACCAAGCACGUCUAAACGCUAUAUCAACUCCUCAUGCAGGCGCAUGGCUGCGGGCAAUCCCUAACAGAAAUUUGGGCCUCGUCAUGUCUGCAGAGGAAUAUGUGAUUGCUUUACGUUUACGGCUAGGAAUUCCAAUUUUUCCUUCUCUCUCUACUAGAUGUCCAUGUGGUUCAAUAAUAGAUGCCUACGGAGAUCAUGUGUUAGGUUGCGGCUAUGGUAACCUGAGAAUUAAACGCCAUGAUGCGUUACGUGAUGUCAUCUUUCACACACUACUUGAGGAUCACUCUGGCACUCGGAGAGAACAGCACUGUGGCGGAUAUAACAAUUCUCGCCCAGGUGACGUCUACCACCCAGAUUUUCUACUUGGUCGUCCAGGAUAUUUUGAUAUCACAGUAAGGAAUUCCUUCCAGCAGUCUCACAUUGUCCACUCCGCUUAUUGUGCUGGUGCCGCUGCAGCAGCUGGAGAGAUGGAGAAAGACGAUCGUCAUAAAGACAACGUAGAGGCGACAGGAGGUGUUUUCUACCCGCUGGUAGUUGAGUCCUACGGAACGUGGACCUCCAGUAGCUUACAAACUUUAAAAACAAUUGCUAGAAGGACAUCUCUCCGUAGUAGUAUUACUGUUAGCAGGGCUAUCGUUAAUUUUCACGGGCAGCUCUCUCUCCGCCUUUGGCAAUUUAACGCUAGGAUGAUUUUGGACCGUUUGUCUUUGUUAGGUUUAGACAGAGACUACUCUGUUUGUUCUUCGUUGUGAGGCCCCUCUAGUGGAGGGGUAGCUAUUAUUUAUAUUUGAAUAAACUAUAUGUAUAAAAAAAAAAAAAAAAUAUA